Messenger RNA from Cutaneotrichosporon cavernicola, 972 nucleotides. RefSeq lists its product as uncharacterized. Bases 1 to 972 code for a protein of 323 amino acids. The transcript has 2 exons. The record is from RefSeq and is a predicted model, not a curated record. NCBI's taxonomy places the organism in Eukaryota, Fungi, Basidiomycota, Tremellomycetes, Trichosporonales, Trichosporonaceae.
AUGACCAAGCCUCAGUUUCUCCUCGACCUCGAGCGCGACGGAUACGUCGUCGUCCCCAACGUCAUUCCCGAGGAAGAAUGUGCGGCGUUCCGCGAGGCUGCGCUCGAAUGGCUCGAGAGCUUCCCGUAUGGGUUCAAGCGCGACGAUAGGUCGACUUGGGCAGACGAGCAUUUGCCGUUUGGUACUACUGGCGGUCUAUACAACCGGUACGCAGUCAACCACGAGGCCUUUGUCUGGCGUAUCCGUACCCAACCCGGCAUCCUCGACGUCUUCAACCAAAUCUGGGGCACUGAUGACCUCAUCGCCUCGUUUGACGGAAUGAACACUUCCAUUCCCAUCAACGCCAUUUCUGGACGUACAGACAUUUCUCAAACCCCAGCCUGGCCACACAUUGACCAGAACCCGCGCCGCAUCGACCGUUUCGAGCUAUACCAGGGCAUUGCCAACAUGUCCCCCAACGGACCCGACGACGGUGGUCUGUGUGUCCUCAAAGGCUCGCAUCUACUUCAUGACAAGCACUUUAGUGACAUUGGCGGAUUUAGGCCCGAAGCCGACUUGGGAGAGAAGGAAAACUCGUACCGGUAUCCGCCCCAGGACUUUGAAUGGUACAAGAACCACGGGGCCGAGGUGGUCAAGGUCUGCGCCAACGAGGGCGAUUUAAUUCUCUGGGAUUCAAGGACGGUUCAUUGGAACCGAUCGCCGACGGGGACGCAGACACGCUUCGUUAGCUAUGUUUGCUAUGCGCCAAGGAGCCGGAUGAGCGAAGACGAACUCGAGACCAAGCUCGAGGUAUUCCGGAAUCGCGAGGGCACGACACACUGGCCGUUCAUGAAUGUCAUUCCCGCCAGGCGCAAGGUCGGUGGCAUUCCUACUCGUCCGGAUGGUACGCCCGACCCGGCCGACCGCCAGCGCCCACUCCACGACGUGAAGGAGACGCCAGAGGUUAUGCGCCUGGUUGGUGUUCGUGCGUAA